Conger conger (European conger) is the source of this 1182-nucleotide messenger RNA. Its product is annotated as G-protein coupled receptor 15-like. NCBI's taxonomy places the organism in Eukaryota, Metazoa, Chordata, Actinopteri, Anguilliformes, Congridae. Gene Ontology annotation, cellular component: membrane. The coding region runs from base 1 to 1182 and encodes 393 amino acids. The record is from RefSeq and is a predicted model, not a curated record. Gene Ontology annotation, molecular function: G protein-coupled receptor activity. The transcript is spliced from 4 exons. Gene Ontology annotation, biological process: G protein-coupled receptor signaling pathway.
AUGGAUUCACACCUGAUUGGAUCAGCCGAAGGGAGCUCUGCUGCCAUUGGCCAGGAAUUUAACUUAACUGAGGACUUCUACCUGGACUACGGUUACUAUGACAACAAUGUGUCAAAUGCGGGGCUGGGCAGUGAGGAGUGUGCAGGGGCGGGGCUGGGGGCGGGGCUUGGGGGCCUGAGGGCGGGGCUGUACUGCGCGGUGCUGCUGGUGGGCGUGCCCGGGAACCUGGGCCUGCUGGGAGCCCUGUGGGGGAGGGGGCGGGGCUGGAGGACCAGUGAGAUCCUGGCGUGGAACCUGGCCAUCUCCGACCUGCUGUUCCUGGGAGCGCUGCCGCUCUGGAUCCACAGCGAGGGGAACGAGGGAGCCUGGGCCGGAGGAGAGACCAGCUGCAAGCUGGCCCCCUAUAUCACGGCUUUGACCAUGCAUGUUGGAGUGUUACUGCUGACUGUUAUGAGCAUUGACAGGUUUGUGGCGGUGGUGCACGCGGGUGUGUACAGGCGGGUGCGUAAGCGGUUGUGGGCUGGGGGCAGCUGUGGGCUGUGCUGGCUGGGCGGGGCCCUGCUGGCGGUGCCAGUGCUGCAGGUGCGGGAGCUCCAGAGGGACAGGCUGGGGGGGCCCGCCCGCUGCGGGGAGAAUGAGGAGCAGGCGGGGGCCUACCCCCCCGGCCUGUCCCUGGCCCUGCUGCUGCUCUCCUUCUUCCUCCCGCUGCUCCUCAUCCUCGCCUGCUACAGCUCGCUGGUGCGCGCGCUGCGCAGACACGCCCGGGGGCGGGGCAGGGGCGGGGCCUCGGGCAGCCCCGCCUCCCUGCGCCGGGCCCUGCGCAUGGCGCUGUUUGUGGGCGGGGCCUUCCUGCUCUGCUGGCUGCCCUUCAACGCCUUCAAGCUCCUGGCAGCGCUGGACCGCCUCCUGGCCCCGCCCCCGGGCUGCAGUGGGCUGGGGGGCGUGGCCAGGGCGGGGAUGUACUGGGCGGCUCCGCUGGGAUUCGCCCACAGCUGCCUGAACCCGCUGGCCUACGGGGCGGCCGACCGGUCGCUACGGCAACGGGCCCUGCAGGGGGCGGCGCCCUGCCGCUGGAGGAGAGACCGCCCCGGGGGAGGAGCCAGCUCCCUGACCACGCCCACCAGCUGGGCGGAGAGAGAGAGCAUGGGGAGAGAUGGGAAGAACAGAGGGAGGGAGGAGUGA